UGACUAAGAGGCUUAGGAGAGAUUUACCUACCCAGUAGUCGUCAGCAGCACUGUUCAUACAGACUUGGUGCAUAGCAACAGGUCACUGAGCUCUGUGCACCACAUUAGCAUUCACCAUGGACUAGGACAGAGGCCCAUUGAGCAGGAAUGGGUGCCAUCAUUUUCUUAUGACCUCACAUGGGUUUAUUUCCUCCCUGUCUACAGAUGAUCAUCUGGCAAAGUCAGAAUACCAAAAUGAGGAGGGAAAAACAUGCCUCAACAUGAUGGCUUAUAUCCUGUGGACUGUGUUUACAUGGACAUUCAAGGGGAUACUGUGCACCUGCAGGUUCCUUUGGAUAUGCCCAUACAAUGCAAUCAAAUUCUUGCCAAGGGAACAACACACUACAGAACAGACUAGCCGACAGCUGAAGCAACCUGUGGGUUUUGAAAGUAAAGGGAUUACAGCCAUACCAGGUAGCCCUGACCGUACAACUGCCCUUCAUAAAAGACUGACCAAAACUGAGAAAGAGAUUGUGUCACUCAAGACUAGGAUUGCCAGUGAGAGAGCAUCAUGGGAAAGGAGAUUUGCAGAGCUGCGAAGAAAACAGGAAGAGCUAUGUAAUCAGCUGUCCUGUGAGGCUGGGGUGUUGGUGAAAGCGGUCGGCUGUGACGACCAGGGAGAGUCAGGAGUAGACAAUGGAGAAAUGCUUGAGGAGUGCUCAAGUGGUCUCUCAAGGCAUAUGUACCAACUCAGAGGGUCUGAGGCGUCAUCAAGAUGUGACACCUAUGCAAGUAGCUUGUCAAGUAGCCAGUUUGGCUCAUCAUCAGCAAAGAGCUCAAGAUCUGCCUCCUCUUCUUCUUCAGCCACUAGUGUGAGAUCAUGGAGGACAUCCCAAGGGCCUCACCGGGUUUUUGUUCCCCAUUCCCCCAUGGACCUGCAGCUAGGUCAUCGGGUCAGGAUCAUGCUGCCGUCUGGACGGAUCAGCACAGGGAUGAUUCGUUUCCUGGGCCACCUGCAGGGGGAGGCAGAUCUCCACCUUGGGGUGGAGCUGCAGACACCUGAUCAUGGAUUACAUGAUGGCAGCCACAGGGGACACAGCUACUUUGAAUGCAAGCCUGGAUAUGGUGCCUUUGUACCAUUCCACAAACUACUGAUGGCCUGGGAAUGACAAAAAUACAUGUAUCAUGCCAAGCUGCCCAUGGAAUAGAAAAGCACCUGAAUGAAGAACAGUAGUUGCAGUCAUGGAUCUGAUACCUUAUUAUAAUGAGGUAAACUUUUGUAUCAAAGUACAUGCAUAAAAAUAUGUAUGUUAUGUGUGUCUUGUGAGUAAAGAUGCAUAACUUUAAUUGCUAUUCGCAAU
This is a messenger RNA of Lates calcarifer (barramundi perch), 1340 nucleotides long. RefSeq lists its product as uncharacterized. The transcript has 8 exons. NCBI's taxonomy places the organism in Eukaryota, Metazoa, Chordata, Actinopteri, Centropomidae. The coding region runs from base 168 to 1148 and encodes 326 amino acids. The record is from RefSeq and is a predicted model, not a curated record.